Phytophthora nicotianae INRA-310 is the source of this 111-nucleotide messenger RNA. RefSeq lists its product as hypothetical. The transcript has 2 exons. The record is from RefSeq and is a predicted model, not a curated record. NCBI's taxonomy places the organism in Eukaryota, Oomycota, Peronosporomycetes, Peronosporales, Peronosporaceae. The coding region runs from base 1 to 111 and encodes 36 amino acids.
AUGACCUCUACCGCGCUGGGUCUAGUGGCCGCCAUUUCGUCGGCUACCACGGGAGGUGGAUUCAUGAAAGCUUUACACUCAGACGAAGAUCAUCUCUACUGUCACUCAUAA